AUGGAGCGCGUCCUCGCCGGCGUGUCCGUGCCGUGCCCGUUCCGGGAGCACGAGUGCACCGAGAUGAUCCCCUACGCGAGCAAGGAAGCCCACGAGGGGUCGUGCAGCUACGCCCCUUGCCACUGUCCCAUCCCCGGCUGCGCUGGCUACGCCGGCAAGUCCCUGAUCGACCACGUCCAGGUGGACCAGCCUGACGUGCGCCGCACCCGCGUCAAGCAGGGCUGCCUCACGCCGCUGAGGAUGCGCUCGUCCGAGCAGGCCCGCGUGGUGUGGCUCGACAGCAACUGCGCGGAGCUCCUGCUCGUCGCCGGCAGGGACGUGCCGGGGGGCCGGUCGCUGUCCAUCUUGGAGCUCAUUGACGAGCUAUUUUGA
Molecule: messenger RNA, 372 nt
Organism: Panicum virgatum (switchgrass)
Lineage: Eukaryota; Viridiplantae; Streptophyta; Magnoliopsida; Poales; Poaceae
Product: E3 ubiquitin-protein ligase SINA-like 2
Exons: 1
Coding region: 1-372 (123 amino acids)
Cellular component (GO): cytoplasm
Molecular function (GO): zinc ion binding; ubiquitin protein ligase activity
Source: RefSeq, a predicted model, not a curated record